UUUACUAUUUACAUGACUGCAGCCGUGAAUCGUGAUCCGAACAAAAUAUUGUGUACCGCAAUAUUAUUAUUUUUUAACAGUUUUGUCUAGACGAUAAGUUUGUCUGUUUGUAUUUCAUUUUAAAAACUUUUUUUUGAAUCCAAAUCUGUAUUUGAAGACUGAUCGAAGGCGACCACUUAAACGUUAUUCGAUUAUUGAUAAUGGGUGAUGAAUAAUAAUUUCUGCAGAUACUCAACAACUUCAAAAUUAGUUUAAAGCUAUGUUUUCAUCAGUUCAAGGUAGUGAAAUUGCCUGUGAUCAUUAAACUUUGAGUUUAUUCAGUGGACAAUCUCCAAGCAUUCCCAAUGAAAAGUGUAGCUGUUGACGGUACAUCAGAAAAUUUACGUCAGUUGAACACAACCUGGGGGAAAAGUAGAGGUGAACAACAAACAGAGUUGAGUGCAGACGCACGGAACACAGUACGAAGAACAUUGUUUGUUGAGCCGUCCACUAAAUUAGAAAGCAAUGAUAACAUUUUAACGGAUACUAACGAAAAAAAUCCUAAGUGGCUAUCGUACGUAUUACAGAGGUUAAGUGAAGAUACGAAAACUAUGCCUGGUAAUAGUCAAACACCACCAGCCAAAGAGGUAAAAGAGAGGGAACCGGAAGUACAAACUGCAGUCGGACCUGAUUGUGGCAUUAAGGACGUUUGGGCUCAUAAUUUAGAAGAAGAGUUUACGUCAAUAAGAAAACUUUUACCAAAAUAUUGUUAUGUGGCUAUGGAUACAGAAUUCCCAGGUGUUGUAGCCCGACCUAUUGGGGAUUUUAAAACAACUGCUGAUUAUCUGUACCAAUUGUUGCGGUGUAAUGUUGAUCUGUUAAGGAUCAUUCAAUUGGGGCUUUCAUUUUUUGACGAAGAUGGUAAAACUCCCACUGGUCCAUAUACUACUUGGCAAUUCAAUUUUAAAUUCAAUUUGUCAGAAGAUAUGUAUGCCCAAGACAGUAUAGAAUUAUUGACAAAUUCCAGAAUACAGUUUAAGAAGCAUGAAGAGAAUGGAAUCGAACCUAUAGUUUUUGCUGAAUGUAUAAUUACAUCUGGCUUGGUAUUGAUGGAUAAUAUAAAAUGGAUGACAUUUCACAGCAGUUUUGAUUUUGGCUACUUAGUGAAGGUGUUGACAGACGAAAAAUUACCACAAGAGGAGUCAGAUUUUUUUGAUAUGUUCUCUCUAUACUUUCCUUGUGUGUAUGACAUCAAAUAUCUGAUGAAGAGCUGUAAAAAUUUGAAAGGUGGUCUGCAAGAAGUUGCAGAUCAAUUGGAACUAAAGCGGAUUGGACCACAACACCAGGCUGGUAGCGAUUCUCUACUAACAGGCAUGGCUUUUUUUAAAAUCAGGGACAUGUAUUUCGAAGGAAUGAUUGACAGCAAGAAAUAUUGUGGUCAUUUGUAUGGCUUGGGCAUUACCACAUUAAACAAUGGCCAAAUUCGGUAUGAUAAUAACGAAGGACCUCCCAAUUAAAUAUACCAGAAAUACAUUAUUAAUAUAAUAAUAAGUAUAUUAUUCCCAAUGAUCGUACAGUUGUUGUUUACUACUGAUGAAUAGUACCAACUAUACAUUUUGACUUAAAAGAAACAAAUUUAAAAAAAAAUGAUUUGCCUUGGGUAUAAUUUUUCUCUUCUCAAUUUAUUUAUUCUGUGUUUAAAAUUUGUUUGCCAACUGUGAAUGAAAUUAGAAAAUGAUAGAAUUAAAUGUAGUUUAGAAUUAUUAAGUUAAAAAAAUAAAAAUUAAAGAAGAAAAAUGUCUGUAUAUUAAUUGUUGUGUAAUUUUUUUAUAUUAUUUUUUCUUUUGAGACAACUGAUCUAUAUGCUUUUUGCUUUAAGAUAUUUUUGUUAUAUAUUUAACACAAUUUAAGAGCAUGCACUUAAAUUUGUUCUGUUAAGUGUGAAAUUUGGUCCAAUGCAAUUCAAGACCUUUAAAUAAACUAGCUAUAUUUCAUUUUCUGGUACCUAAAACUAAGAGUAAUAUUAUGUCUUUAAAAGUUUUGUUAGUAGCUAAAAAUAAAUAAUUAUUGAUUAGAUUAUKUCCAUAACAUAUAUUGGCAAAUUACAUAUAUACCACAACCUCUCGCCAUUGAAUGUUAACAUAUUAAAAUGUUUGAUCUUAUGUUGGUAAACUAUUGGAAUGUGAACAACUAGUGAGAAUUCAAUUACUUAAUAAUUCUUAAUUAUAGAUGUGGACGUGUAACAAGUACAGGAAGUUAGUACUUCUAAUAAUUUACAUUUAUGUUUCUAUUAAUAAACUUGACUUUUUGAUAAUA
Messenger RNA from Diuraphis noxia (Russian wheat aphid), 2295 nucleotides. RefSeq names its product CCR4-NOT transcription complex subunit 7-like. Lineage: Eukaryota; Metazoa; Arthropoda; Insecta; Hemiptera; Aphididae. Gene Ontology annotation, molecular function: poly(A)-specific ribonuclease activity; nucleic acid binding. The record is from RefSeq and is a predicted model, not a curated record. Gene Ontology annotation, cellular component: CCR4-NOT complex.